AUGUCAACAGCAUCAGACGAAGAGUUAGCUUCGAUAGCUCAACAUAUAUCAAUACGAGAUGAUGAUGAUGAUCAGAUACCGUCCACUUCGAUGCCAAAGAACUAUUUGGACGUGUUGACGAAUGGUACUGAGGAUCUGUUGCAAAGUAACCAAAAUCAAGGACAGGUUGGAGACGAAGAGGUUGAAAGGGAUGAUGGCUAUACUCCCAAUUCCGGCUCAAGCGAAGAGAAUGGAGCGGAUGGCACAUACGAGAAACUGGAAAAGAGGAUACAUUCGUUAUCUCACGAGGUAGCUCUACUUCUGGACCGUAUAUAUGAAAUACAAGAACUGCGCCAUUCCUCAAUUUCUUCCACAUCAUCAAUCCCCUCAGCUCCCUCACGUAUAGAUUCCUUACUUUCUUCGCUGUCUGACUCGACCCUCCUUCUAAGACCACAGAUUACCUCACUGUCAUCUACGAUAUCCUCAUACACUGGACCCAGAGCCAAACAGCUCAAGGAUGGAAUAGAUGAGAUCAUGGAAGAUUGGAAGAAGGUAGGAGAUCAGCAGAAAUGGUUAUUGGAAGAGAUGAAAGAGGAUGGUUGGUUGAUACGCUUCAGAACUACCGCCGACCAAGCUGAAGCUAUGAUGGAUCCCUUGCAAAAAAGUCUGAUGGAAUGUCAAGCAUAUGUCGACAGGAUUACCAACUCAUCAGCGCAUGUCCCGCUGCAAGCUGAAUUUGACGAUCAAUUAAGUAUAGAGAGGUUGCAGAAGCUUGCAAAGGGUCAUGAAUCCAUGACAAAAACAUACGUCCCUAGUAUAAACAAAAUACUUAAGAUGAUGGACAGGAGCAUCUCUGACAGACCUAUCAAGAACGGCGAGUCGCUGAGGAGAUUCGGUGAGAUGAAUCACCGAUGGACUUCACUACAGAAACAACUUCAACAGCUCAACGCUAAAAUACGUCUCAUCAUCUCUCAGCGUGAUGCUGAAAUGGAGUACAUGGACGGUGGGGACGAAGUGGAACUCUUAGCAGAUGUCACAUCGCUGUACAGCUCUGCUGGCGACUCGAGAAGCGAUUACUUUGGAUACGGAGGUACGGUCAAAAGCAGAGAAUCCACUUCAUCGAGCUACGGCUCGUCUCGUACCAGAUAUUCGAUAUCCUCCGGUGGCUCAAAUACAUCAACACGAUCCUCUACCCGUCAACCACUAGCUCAUACACAUACUUCACCUUCCAUCAAACCACCUGCUUCUUCGACACUUUCCCCUGAUACCGCCAUGCGACCUUUACCUUUACGUCGAAGGACUUCUAUGAUGUCCACCACAUCAUUUGCGACGGCACGUAACACCCCAGGGGAAAAACCAAGAUGGAAUUCUUCACCGAAAGUACAUGCUGAACCUGUCCAGACGCCCACCAUAUACAGACGUUCCACCGGACUACCUAGAUCAGUCAGUCCUACGCCCAGUACGGCAUCUAUGGCAUCUACCACUAUGUCCAUGUCCCGUAGACUGAGUAGAAUACCGGUUGCUAGUCCUACAUCGAGGCUCGGUACGGGGUAUUCGUCCCCUACCGCAAGUGAAAUUUCAGUACCUGGAUUGACCGUAUCCAACUCGCAUUCCAGAACGUUGAUCGCUGAACCUUCAUCUGUCAAGCGAAGUUCCAAUCCGAAUCAAAGCCAUCUGGAAAGAGCUAGGAUGGGAUUAAAGACUCCCGAACCACCUCGACCUCGACUGAGUUCGACAUUCUCUUCGUUCGGUAGACCACCGACUACACCUGGCAUGGGAUCGAGAAAUUCCUCAUCCGGUACGGGCGCCGCGCCGCGCACGGUUCCUGCGAGGGGUAAAGGUGGACCACCCCCUUCAUCAUUCCGGAUCACCUCGCCUACUCCUAGUGGAUCAGGUAUGGGAUCCGCCUCGACCAGACCUUCGUCUAGGUUGAGUAUGAUGUCAUAUAGCGGAUUCACACCCUCCCACACGAUGGAGAUGGAAGAGUUCAAACCUUCAAAAUAUGAUUUAUUAGAUAUGGAAGUGUCCAAGAUCUUGAAUGAAGUGCAAUUCAACCUAUUUGUAAGUAGGUUAGACCAGCCGCUCAAGAGGGGUCAAAGGAGGAAUGAGAAUGAAGAGUGGAAAGGUGAAUAUCUAUUUGGGAGAAGCGAGAAACCGUCUAGUGUGAAAUUGAUCACGAUAGCCGGGUUUAGAAGAUCGGCGAAUCCAAACGAGAGGAGGGUGAAAUGUAUGAUCAGAGUUGGAGGACAAUGGGUGGAAUUGAAAGGUGAACUAGAGAGGAGAAUGAGGGUUCUAAGGGAUGAAGGUCAUGGAGAGGUGAUGGACGAUGAUGAGACGUUCUGA
Kwoniella botswanensis is the source of this 2322-nucleotide messenger RNA. RefSeq lists its product as uncharacterized. The transcript is spliced from 7 exons. Gene Ontology annotation, cellular component: mating projection tip; spindle pole body; cell cortex. Lineage: Eukaryota; Fungi; Basidiomycota; Tremellomycetes; Tremellales; Cryptococcaceae. The coding region runs from base 1 to 2322 and encodes 773 amino acids. The record is from RefSeq and is a predicted model, not a curated record. Gene Ontology annotation, biological process: nuclear migration along microtubule; establishment of spindle localization; mitotic spindle orientation checkpoint signaling.